Messenger RNA from Capra hircus (goat), 1080 nucleotides. RefSeq names its product heat shock transcription factor, X-linked-like. NCBI's taxonomy places the organism in Eukaryota, Metazoa, Chordata, Mammalia, Artiodactyla, Bovidae. Gene Ontology annotation, biological process: regulation of DNA-templated transcription. Gene Ontology annotation, molecular function: sequence-specific DNA binding; DNA-binding transcription factor activity. The transcript is spliced from 2 exons. The record is from RefSeq and is a predicted model, not a curated record.
AUGGCUAGUCAGAGUUCAGAUGAGGCAUGUGCAGCCCCACUGGCCCCAUCAACUGAUGGGGAGCCCACAGCAGGGGACCUCCCUGAUUCCUCCCUGGAUGCAAAUGUGGAUUCAGGGGAGGUUUUGGGGAAGCAGGGUGACCAAACUGAGAGCCCACAUCCGGGCUCCCAAGACAACCUGCCCCCACAGGGCCUGAACCCAGAAACAGCCAAUGAGGAAGAGAACAACACCGUCCUUGGGCUGUCCUUCCCCAGGAAGCUCUGGAGGAUCAUGGAGGAUGCGGCCUUCACCUCUGGGAGCUUGAAUGACGAGGGAGACAUGGUGGUCAUCGAGACAGAUCUCUUCCAGAUGGAGUUCCUCCAGCACAGAGGCACGGACAGGAUCUUCGACAAAGACAGCAUCAAGAGUGUCAUCUGUGAACUGAACCUGUAUGGGUUCAGUAAAAUCCACCCUUUGGAUCACUCUGCAGGGAAGAACAGGAUGAUGAUUUAUCACAACUCCAACUUUCAAAGAGACAAGCCUCUCCUCCUGCAGAACAUCCAGAGAAAAGGCUACCCCAGAACAACUGCUCAGCCCGUCAAUGGAGCAACAACUACGCCGAAGAAAAAGAAGUGAGCAAUGGUGACCAGACGCUCUCCUCGAUUCCAUCACAAUGAGUCCACCCAAGAGGCUGACAAGAAAGUUCAGAAUGGAAACCCAACUGCUCAUGGAAGCCCCAGCCGGCACUCACAUGUGUUCUCUGGCCUUUGGUCUACGGGCAGUGUAGCCGGGUGGGCUAGGGCAAACCAUCUCUCCAGUGAACAGGGCGACCCCAGUGGAGAGGGUACAUCCAGCAAUGGCACGUCUGUACUCCUAGCUACCGCUGAAAGGGACAGUGCAGGGGAACUGCCCAAGAGCCCCCCAGAGUAUCCAGGUUAUGGUUCGGUGAUGACUCUGUACAACACCUGUUACUCCAUCCUGAUGGCGGCCCUUUUAGUCAUGGCCCCAAAUGAGGCCCUUGAGGUGGAGGAGGAGCAGGAAGAGUCCUCAGAUUACAAGUGUGCCCUCCGUGAGCAGUUCAAGGACAACCCCAAUCCCUGA